AUGUCUUCAUAUCAACUUUAUAUGGGAAAAAGAAGUGAGACGCGAGUUCUUUAUAAGACAAAAAAAGCGAUAAAAGAUCUUGAUAGUUGUUUCGAACCUAAGACUGAUCCAGAGAUGUUACAAUUGGACCAUCGAUUCGAGAUGCUACAGAACCCAGGACAAGAUUUGAUUCUCUGCUUAAUAAACAAGAGGAAACUUUUAGUAAACUGCAAGAAUUUAUCGAUUCAUGAAAUUAUUCGAUCAUGUAAGAACCUGCGUAGUCUCGAUCUCAAAAAAUGCGACUCUGUUACUGAUGAGGCAAUCGAUACCCUUAUGAGUAGCAAUCCACGCGUUGAUAUUAGAGAGCCUUAA
This is a messenger RNA of Paraglomus occultum, 351 nucleotides long. Lineage: Eukaryota; Fungi; Glomeromycota; Glomeromycetes; Paraglomerales; Paraglomeraceae. The record is from the annotation of a GenBank genome assembly.